Molecule: messenger RNA, 2030 nt
Organism: Pezoporus flaviventris
Lineage: Eukaryota; Metazoa; Chordata; Aves; Psittaciformes; Psittacidae
Gene: CCT7
Product: chaperonin containing TCP1 subunit 7
Exons: 11
Coding region: 149-1651 (500 amino acids)
Biological process (GO): protein folding
Cellular component (GO): chaperonin-containing T-complex
Molecular function (GO): ATP hydrolysis activity; ATP binding; ATP-dependent protein folding chaperone
Source: RefSeq, a predicted model, not a curated record
CUGGUGUGUGUUCUCUCUCCAGCCAACCCCGGUUAUCCUGCUGAAGGAGGGCACAGAUACCUCACAGGGGAUCCCGCAGCUCGUCAGUAACAUCAAUGCCUGCCAGGUUAUCGCCGAGGCCGUGCGCACCACGCUGGGACCUCGUGGCAUGGACAAGCUCAUCGUGGAUGACCGGGGCAAAGCCACCAUCUCAAACGAUGGGGCCACCAUCCUGAAGCUCCUUGAUGUUGUCCAUCCGGCUGCGAAGACCUUGGUGGACAUUGCUAAAUCUCAGGAUGCUGAGGUUGGUGAUGGGACCACAUCUGUGACUCUGCUGGCUGCUGAGUUCCUCAAGCAAGUGAAGCCUUAUGCGGAGGAAGGUCUCCAUCCUCAGAUCAUCAUCCGUGCCUUCCGCACAGCCACGCAGCUGGCUGUAAACAAGAUCAAAGACAUUGCGGUUUCAGUGAAGAAGGAAGAUAAAGAUGAGCAGAGAAGCCUUCUGGAGAAGUGUGCAGCCACAGCUCUGAGCUCUAAACUCAUCUCCCAAAGCAAGGAGAUCUUCUCCAGGAUGGUUGUAGAUGCUGUCAUGAUGUUGGAUGACUUGUUACAACUCAAAAUGAUUGGAAUAAAGAAGGUGCAAGGAGGUGCUUUGGAAGACUCUCAGCUGGUGGCUGGAGUGGCCUUUAAGAAGACCUUCUGCUAUGCUGGCUUUGAAAUGCAGCCCAAGAAGUAUCAGUGUCCCAAAAUCGCCUUGUUGAACGUGGAGCUGGAGCUCAAAGCUGAGAAGGACAAUGCUGAAAUCAGAGUGAACACUGUGGAGGAUUACCAGGCCAUUGUGGAUGCUGAGUGGAACAUCUUGUAUGACAAACUAGACAAAAUCCACAAGUCAGGAGCCAAAGUUGUCCUGUCCAAGCUUCCUAUUGGAGAUGUGGCCACUCAGUACUUUGCAGACAGAGACAUGUUCUGUGCUGGCCGUGUCCCAGAAGAAGACCUCAAGCGAACAAUGAUGGCCUGUGGUGGUUCCAUUCAGACAAGUGUCAAUGCGCUGUCAGAUGAUGUCCUGGGUCGAUGUGAUCUUUUUGAGGAGACUCAGAUUGGAGGAGAGAGGUACAACAUCUUCACAGGCUGCCCCAAGGCAAAGACCUGCACAAUAAUCCUGCGGGGGGGCGCAGAGCAGUUCAUGGAGGAGACGGAACGGUCCCUGCACGAUGCCAUCAUGAUAGUCAGGAGAGCCAUCAAGAAUGACUCAGUUGUUGCCGGUGGCGGUGCCAUAGAGAUGGAGCUUUCCAAAUACCUCCGGGACUAUUCCAGGACCAUUCCAGGCAAGCAGCAGCUGCUCAUAGGUGCUUAUGCUAAAGCCCUGGAGAUCAUUCCCCGCCAGCUCUGUGACAAUGCUGGCUUUGAUGCCACCAACAUCCUCAACAAGCUCCGAGCCAAACAUGCACAGGGGGGCACGUGGUACGGUGUGGACGUGAACAACGAGGACAUUGCUGACAACUUCGAGGCCUGCGUGUGGGAACCGGCCAUCGUGCGCAUCAACGCGCUGACGGCCGCCUCCGAGGCCGCCUGUCUCAUCAUCUCCGUGGAUGAAACCAUCAAGAACCCUCGUUCCACUGUGGAUGCUGCGCCCAGUGCCCGGGGCAGGGGUCGAGGUAAAGCCCACAACCACUGAGACCUGCUCCCCAUGGGGCUGGAGCUCUCCUCCAACGUGCAAAGUGAGAAGGAAUUAGGAUUUCGAGGUGAAUUAAGAGGCCCUGCACCAUGUGGUCACAGGCAACCGCUGCCCGUGUUGAAUUAGAGCCAGAUCUUGGCCUGGGCACCACAGCCCCCCUGGGAGAAGCUCAGCCCCAGCAUACCCUGCACAGCACUGAUCUCCUUAGGCUUUGCCUCGCCAUUCCACAUGGAAGCCAUGCUGAGUGGAGCCCUUUGGGCCCGGGCAGGUUGUGCAGCCGCUGUGGGGUGGUUUGUAUUUAUACUCCUUUUAUUUCCUUUCUGUUUUCCUGCUGGAGGGUUGGAAUCCAGGCUCAGAAUAAAGAGGUGACUUUGUUUCA